Acanthoscelides obtectus is the source of this 231-nucleotide messenger RNA. The record is from the annotation of a GenBank genome assembly. NCBI's taxonomy places the organism in Eukaryota, Metazoa, Arthropoda, Insecta, Coleoptera, Chrysomelidae.
AUGGCAGGAACAGGAGUUCCGCCAAUCAAUAUCGAGGGCACCGCUGAUUGGUCAUCCUUAAGCAGGAUGAUGAACAGCAAGGGGAUCCAAUUCUCCAAGGCGAGGACGGCGGGUAACAGUGUGAAGGUGUUCACAAAUACACCAGCUGACUACCGUCAGCUAGUCGCACUGCUGGAAUCCAUCAAGCGGCCCUUCUUCACCUAUCAACUGAAGGAGGACAGGAUGGACUAG